UUGUCUGCCUGCUAAUUAACUCAUAGUGCUGUGUGAAAACAGUUGCAUUAGUGCAUGUGAACCAACAUACUCUGCAAAGCAGGCUCCUGAUGAGAUUAUGUGAGGCCUCUGAGGGCAGUUAGCAGGUGUCCAUGAUUCCCAAGUGCCUGUCUGUAUAGAGCUUUACCCUCAGAGUUUCCUGCACACCAGAAGCAAGUGACUAUGGUGAGCUUCUACAUCCAGCAGGCAGGACCCUCGGCAGAACGUGGAUGGUGUGGAUAUUGAUUUGCUCUAGUGUGUGAUGACUCUUUCUGUGGCAACAGCCAUCUGGGUUGCUGUUCCUGUACCAGUGAGCUGUGCUGCAUGGAAGGUUGUUGGUUGCACCCUAAGCCAGAGCAGUGCUAGCAGGAAGACAUUGGCUUGGAUCGGGAAGCAAACAGACCUAUGCUUCUGCAAAGCUCAUCUGGGCUCCCACAUGAGUAUGGCUGAGCAGAGAUGUUUCUAGUGUUCCAAUAAAACCAGCCAGGCUGACUCACAGCUGGGGAGGGAGGUGGUCUAGUGCUUUUAUAAACAGGAGCAGUCUGAUCUCUGCCUCUCCCCUAGCCCUGCUCCUGCUCCCUGUUAGCAGGGCCUCUCCUCCAGCCUGAUUUGCUCCUGAAAUAAGAACUGUUCCUGUGCUAAGCUUGGCUCCUUGGGAACGCUGAUGGAGUCUGCAGAUCCUGUCUGUUUUCAGGCCAACUCACAGACUCUGUUUAGCAAAGGAAUGUGAGACCUUAGUACUGAAGGAAGCAGCCACAGACACUAGAGAGAGCCAGAGAGAGAGAAGUGAAGAAAAACGUAGAGCACCCUUCUUGAGACCUACCAAGCAGCUUCGUGAGGUCUGCUCUCUGUUUCAGAAUGACCUGGAUGAGGAGGAUGCUGCCUGUUUGCUUUCUUCUGGCUGUUGCCUGUCUGCAGGGAAGCUUGCUGCUGGAGGCCGGACCAGCGGAGCCGCGAAAGCCCUUCUUUGAGAGGUUCAGGAGACUCGAGGAGCAGUUCCGUCGGUUCCAGGAGGUGACCCUGAUGCGUCUCCAGAGCAUUGCAGGGAACUACAAUGUUUCCUACAACAUUGAUACCCGGUUCCAGCACUUGGCAGAGCAGUACAACGGGAUGGUGUCCGCCCUCAAUGAGUCCCACACAGCUCUGCAGGGAGACCUGGACCACUUGAAAAUCUGGAUGAAGAAGCUGCAAAAGAAAACCAGAAAGCUGGAUUUGAAGAUCUCGUCCCUGGAAGAAUCUGUGAGCAAACAAAGCCAGCAGAGGGCUGGGGAGAAGCAGCAGCAGGUUGCCCACCUGACCAACCUCACACUGCAGGUCACAGGCCACAAGGAGGCCAUCAGCUCUCUGCAUGCCAGCAGCAGCAGCCUGCAGAAAGAGCUGAUGAACCUCCAGGAAGCCAGUCAGAGCCAGGCGACCAAACUGGGUGCCUUGGAGCACCUGCUGCAAGGCAUAGCAGGCAAGGAGGCACUUUCCCCUCAGCACCUGCCUGCCACUCAGCUCCUGAACCAGACUGCCCAGGGCAAGCAGCUGGAGGCAGAAGGAAGCCAGACACAGAGCCUGAAGAAGUUACACACCAAGCACAGACAGAGAAAGAAGCUGCAAGAGGAGAGGCAGCAGCUCCUGGCCCAGUCUGCAGGCACAGGGCUGCAAAGCAGCCUACUCCAUGAACAUGCAACCCCCCUGCAGAAAAGGGAACCAGAGCCAUUGACCAGAAGAGAGCCACAGGUUGCCAGGCAGCAGCUCUCCAGUGUAAUCAAGGUCUCACAAGAGCAGAAGCGCCCAUCAGCCCCCAAGAAGCCAGGGACAAUCUGCAAUGUGGGUUCAAUGCUGCUUUUCCCCAACGUUUCCACUGAAAACUUUGCCACCUUGACCCCAGGCUUCCAGGCCAGCCUGUAUGAACUGUCCCUUUGCAGCUGGGUGAGCACCCCCUUUCCCUACCUGGGCACUAUUCUGUCUUAUGCAAUGGAGGAGAAUGACAACAAGCUGGUUUUGCAUGGCAGGAAUGCCAGGGUCCAUGGCUCCAUCCACUUCGUCAUUGGAGACCCAGCUUUCAGGGAGCUGCCCGUGGGACAAUUGUUGGACAGCAGGUGGCACCACCUGUGCAUCAUCUGGUCCUCUGUGCAGGGCCAGUACUGGUUUUAUGUGAACAGGAGGCUGGUAUCCAUGGGCUCCAAAUUCCAGAAGGGCUACGUGAUUCCUCCUGGUGGCUCACUCAUCCUGGGCCAGGAGCAAGAUGUAGUGGGUGGUGGGUUCGACCCCUCAGAAGCCUUUGUAGGACGUUUGGCUGGCUUGGCCAUCUGGAACCGUGCACUCUCACCUGGGGAGGUCUCUGGUAUUGCCACAGGGAAGGGCCUGCCCCAUGGCACCAUCUUGACGCUAGCUGACAUCUCUCUGCAUGGAGGAGUGCAGAAGGUGAAUUGCACUUGCCUGGAGCAUUGCUUGUAAACAAAGCCCUCCCUGCCCCAGGCUGUACCUAGCACACAUGAAUCACAUGCAGCCCAGAUUGCCUACCACCAGGUAGUUACUGACACUGGCUUGUAGUGCCAGGAAAACUCUGACUAACCUGCUGGGCCAUUUCCUUCAUGAGGUAGGGAGUGUGACCCAGCCACAGGGCUGCCAACUCAAGUGUUUUUACUAACAAUCUGCAAAUUUUUUAUUAAUAGUCAAACUUUUUUACUGACUGCUGUUUUAUAUAAUAAAAAUGUAACCCUUCUGCCAGGCCCUGGGCAGCAAUAACAAGGGGGUUCAAAUUUGGGGGUUUAACACCAACUUUCUAAACUUGGCUCAAGGUCCCACCCAGAAACUUGGUAAAAUAAAUUUUAACUAUGUUCUAAAGUGGACAAAAUUCCGCAUUUGCAAGCGAUAUUCAACUAAAACAGGGUUUACUGCAGGGGAAAAAGAGAUAAAUGCACAACCUCAGAGAAAACCUUAACCAUUAAACAUCAAGUGAAAACCAAACAGUGAAUCAAGAGAGCAGGCACCCAGGACUGCCUCAUUGCUGACAUGGCCCUACCUAUGUCUGUUCACAGAGGGCUCUGCCCCAUGUGCUCAGCAUCCACCAUCUCAUACCAUGCAGACUCUGCACUACCUCCCUUGUCCAUCAGUGGCACACUGGAGUCCCAGAGGCUCCCUGCCAGUGACAUCAUGCCUCCCUGAACCUCUGGCUCUCCAUCAGAGCUGUCUCUGAGCCAGUCAUGCCACCUGGCACCAGGUACUGCUCAGCUGCCUUUGUCAUUGUGGCAAGCAGCCUUUGGGUCUGUAAACAAGUGGUACAGCACCACUGUCAGGAUCAGUCUUGUGGCUGCAGAGGGCCUGGUUAGUCCUGGGGCAGGUGGGAGUGGGCGACAUGAGCCCACAUUGCCACCCAGCCUGGUCAGGCCUGUGUUACCCUUGAAGAGCUGGCAGGAGGCCUCCACCUCCUGCAGGCAUGCCCUCAUUUGGUGCCCACACCUGCAGUCCUGUUUCUGGGGGCUUCGUGGGCACCUCCCUAUCAUUGGGGAAGUGGCUAUAGAGUGAUUCAAUCCAGAAGGGCUUAAACUCCAAUCCUGGGGAUCAUCCAGGCCUGGUCCCCCCCUCCUCUACCAGCACAAUACCAGGGCUCUGGCCCCCAGCAGCACUUCAGGCCCCAGCACCAGCCUUAGCAACCAGCUGCUGGGUGCCUCCAGGAGCUGGCACUCAGGAACAGGUAUAAAUAUGGCAGCAGACACCCGAGUCAACAGUACCAGCCUGGACCAACAUCCCUCAACCACUGGGGGCAAGUGGAGCCUCAGGGGCUCUGUACUUCUCCUGGAUGCCUGGGACAGUCCCCAUCUCCCCAGGCUGGAUGCACCCCUUGGUCCAGCCCCAUACAGCCCUGCAUCAGCACUGUGCAUUUCCCAUGCCCUAGUACUGCAGGGGUCUGGGUCAGAUCCACAUGCUUCUGUCCCUCUCACUCCCCCAGGAUCUGGGGCUGGAGUUGGGCUGUUAUUUCAGGGUUUCCUGUAACAUGGAGUUCCACUCCUGCUGUCUCCAGAGGACACCAGAGUCUCACACGUUUCCACAAGUGGGUGUGCUGGAGCUGCAUGCCAUGGGUGCUUCACAUGGGGUCAGCCAGGUAGGGGGCUGGAGGGCUGCUGGGUUAUGGCAGAGGAUCCCUGGUGGCAUCAGCCAGUCAGUGGCCACAGUGUCAGUGUGAGUGCUAGGGCUCUGUGUGUCUGCACAUACCUCCCUGAGUCCUGGCUGAGCCAGGUGGUGGGCCUGAUUUUGCAUAUCAGAGUGGUGCAGGGAGCACAGUGUGCUCCAGCAAGGCUUUGGGGCAUUGGAUCAUUCCUGUAGUGCUUGACAGAGCCAACAACCACUGUCUAGAUGGACAGAGCUGCUGUGCCCAGGAAGAUGCCAGCCUUGCCCCUCUCCUUCCCCCCUGACCACAGCACACAUCCUUCCCCCCACCCUGACUUGCCUGCUGUCAGGUUUUAUUGACAGAGGCAAAUCCUGAAACAGCCCUUGAUCUAGAGCUGAAAGUCCCUGCCUGGAGCAUCCCAUCAGUGGUUCCAUUUCUGCCUUUGUCAGUUCCCUGGUCUUCAGCACCUUCCAGGUGUCCAUCUGCCACAGCUGCAUCAUAUCUGCCAGGGUCUUUCUAGCCUGUAUGUGGCGGUUGAGGGGCAGGGUGAGAACAACCCAUGUAACAUGUCUGAGAUGCACCCUGGGGCAGUGGGUGCUAGCACAUGCUAUGGCAUGAACCUCACCCCUGGGAACAGAACUGGAGAGGUUCUUAGCUAUCAUCUCCAAACCGGUCAUGCUGCCCAGCACAGAAUCCUACUUGUCAGGCCAUGAACUUGAACCCAGAGCCUUAGCCUGCUCAGCAAAGCUGCUCAUCCUGGUCUACCACCUCCUCAAUAGACCACUGGCAUAAACACAGGUGGCCAGAACCCUCGAUCUGGACCUAGCCACACACCUACUCACUGCCACUGCAAUGGCCAGCCAAGGUCAGUUGACCCUCAUCCCUUCCAAUAUAAACCCCUAACCUAGAAAAGAAAGUGUCCAGGUAAUAAGGUUCAAUCUUGUACCUAGGCUGUUGCAUUCUGCUGGAUUCUCUGGAUACCUGACCUGGCUUGCCCACAGAUCCUGAGUUUGGACUGACCUUUUGGUGGGCUGAGUGGGUGGAAGGCAGCAGGGAGCUGGAGCCAGAGCCACAAGUUGGGGCAGGAGCUGCCUGGCUGAAGCUGCCUCCUGGCCUGGAACAGCAUAGUAGAAGCAGGAGGAGGAGCCGAGCUGCUGCUUGAGGCAAAGGGAGCGCAGCAGGGGAGUGCCCAGGCUCUGCUGCAUGUGCCCCUGCCCCUUCCUCACCCCUGGACAACUCCCAGGACCUAGCACCCAGGCAGCUCCCCAACCCCCUCUUCAUACACCCAGCCGUUCGCACAUACCCAACGUUCCUGAACACUGCUCACUAUCUGCCCAUAGCCCCAUCCCAUAUAGGGAGGUUUUGUGAGUUGUUGUGCAGGUGGGGGGUGCUGACUCUGCUUGUGACAACUUGUAAAAACUCCCCAUGUGGACCCCAGGCCCAAAUAAUUACCCACCCCAGAUUUAAAUGCUGUUUAUAAACUUGAGGAUCAUUUUUUCCCUAAAAUCAAAGGAUUAGUCAGAAGUACAUUCUAGCUCCAGGGCAGUGCAGUCAUGGUUUCUUUCCACACCCUAAAGGUCCCAUCCUGAUGGUGCUGAGUCUCUAACUCCCACUGAUAUCAGUAGGGACUGAAUGCACUUGACACCUUGACUAAUUACUCAGUAGCUUGAAGGCUGGAACCCUAAGCCCUGUCACUGGCAGAUGCUUAUCAAGUGCUCCUGAGUCAGGACUGUGAGGAUGGAAACAUCAGUGACUGGAAAGGAACCACAGAACCCAAGACCUUUAUUUUCCCUUCCUCCCUACCCUGUGUCUGCAGCUAUCACCUAAUUCUUUUCUUUUCUCUUGGCUGGGCUCCUACAACAGCUGCUCUGCUCUAUUGACUGUCUCAUCCUGCUGACCCCAUGGUGGGGUGCACUCCUUAGCCUAUGCUGUUCCCACUGUGUUGGCAUUGCUGCCAAAAUGCAGAACCUGGCAGCAACAGCUCUGAUCAGUAGGACCUUUGCCACCUCUCUAUAUCACAUUUCUAGGUACCUCACUCUGUGGGUUCCUGUCUAGUUCUGUGUCUCCAGAAUGGCUAAGACAGCUUGAGGGACACUAGAAAAGGUCCCUGAAACCUCAGCGUUGAUUUUCCUUGUGAGAUCUCAUCCCAUCCAUGAAGUCCUGAGAGAUUGGGAGCAAAUGCCAGCCUGCUGGCUUUUGGCUACCUCCACUAGGAAAUCCUGGUUUGUGAAGGGGACCAGCCCAAAUGGGUUCUUGACAAGACAAACCAAAGGGCUUGGGUCCUUCUGCUCCCUAAGAAGUUUUUGAUUAUUAAGAAAGUGGGGCAGUACCAUGCCCUCUGCUGGCUGAGAGUGACAAUACUGUACUUCCUGGUGGGAGAUGCAUGAUUCAGCUUCCGCCAGAUCCUGGAAUGCUCUGGGAAUGGGAAAGGAAAGCCUCCAACACAUGGUCACCUUUUGUAAAGUGAUGUAUAUGAGGAACAAAAUUAGUUGAAAACAACAGUCCUUCAGCUGGCUUUCUUAAAUUGCUCUGCCUAUAGCACCCAAAUGACCUUUAGGUCAGGUACCAGGCAAAAAAACCUAGUUGUUCUACAUGUAGUGGGCCUCUCUGUCCAUUGUGGGGGGGGGGCUUCUAUUUUAUAGUGGGUCAAGGCCAACUGUCAUUGUAUAAGGAACAGCUCUGUCCUUGCAGCAGUAGCACAUUGACAGUGCCUUCAUCCCCUGUUCCACCUGUGGUAGGUUAAAGAAGUUUUUGAUAUUUCAGGCAUCAUAGGUGUAUGUGAGGGCUGUUCCUGAGGGCUUUAAGAACAGUUUAAGCCAGUGAUUCUCAAGUGGAGAUUCCACAAGAUCCUUGUAAGGGUGCCAUAGACAUGCCUCCCUAUACAAGGAGGUGUUUGCAGCUUCAACUUCUGAGUGGCCUAUGCCUGCUUCAGGAUCCCACAGGCAAGCAGCACCUGCAACUGCUUAUCUGAUGACUCCUUCUGUCUCUUGUUCCCUGCCAGCAGGGGGGUGGGGGGUGGGACAAACAGCACACUGGUGUAGGUGGGCAACUGUGGGGCUGCAGAGAUCUGUGCAGUGAUGCUUUUCACCCUGGCUAAUUCCCCUGCUCUUCCAGGAGGCUGAAAUUCGCUCCUUAUUACCAGUUACUCCUGGUUCCUUUUUCAAUGAUAAUCUUAAUAAAAUGUAAGGUUGUCAAUAAUGAAUUAUACAUUUUAAAGAGUUAGAAUUUCAUCAAAAGUGUAUAUUUACUAAUAAAAAUGUAAAAUAUCAUGUAUCAAUGUGCAUAGCCCUUAAUAAAGAGCUGAGAUUAGACUGGGA
Molecule: messenger RNA, 7434 nt
Organism: Alligator mississippiensis (American alligator)
Lineage: Eukaryota; Metazoa; Chordata; Crocodylia; Alligatoridae
Gene: PTX4
Product: pentraxin 4
Exons: 3
Coding region: 877-2463 (528 amino acids)
Source: RefSeq, a predicted model, not a curated record